CCUGUGUGUGCAUUCAUUAACGGGGGUGGGGAGAGUAGAAAUGGGGAAAUACUGUCACUGCACCUCCUCCUUCAGAUUUGACAAACAGACCGAAGGGAAUAAAAGACGAAGCAGGAGUUUUGUUUCAUUAGGUGUGCACACUAUACAGACAUGGGUUGCAAACUCUUGUUUGCUCUUUUUGUCUGCCUUUUGAUGGCAACCUCUGAGGCUGGAAGGCAGAUGCCUAAACUAUCGGAUAAAAAACUCUGCGCUGACUCUGAAUGCAGCCACCCUAUCUUGAUAGCUCGUGCAGUGCAGGACUACUAUCCAGGUGAUUGCAGGUUCAUCCCCAUCAGACAGGGGCAGCUCGUCUAUGUUUAUGCACUUCUAAAAGACAGAGGCAACCUCUUCUGGGCAGGCAGUGUACAAGACUCCUAUUAUGGACAGCAGGAAGCUCGCAUUGGCCAUUUCCCCAGCAGCGUAGUUGAGGAGACACAUGCUCUUGUUCCAGCCAACACUGAAGUCAAAACUACUAAAUGGGACUUCUACUGCUACUGAUGUCUUACCAAGAAAUCCCUACAUGAUCUACAUUCAAUACAUGAUUGUAAAAAGUAUGCAUAAGUGCUGAUUAAAUCUCUGUCUGACCGUUAAACAUAAACUUCAUUCUGUUUAUGUAAAUUUUGCAGAUAGUAAAUAAUGCUUUUGAAAAAGAGAUAAAUGUAAUUCUUGUUGUAUUCUGUGUCACAGAAAAUAUGCAUUAGUGAUGCAGAAUUUUUUUUAUUAAAGGAGACUUUUGCAAUUGUGUCUAAUUCAAUAUGCUACAAAAAUUUGAAUUUAAUCCCAGAUUUUUGUUCUAUAUCUACUAUAAUAAAAAUUGUCCAAAAUU
Molecule: messenger RNA, 865 nt
Organism: Mugil cephalus (flathead mullet)
Lineage: Eukaryota; Metazoa; Chordata; Actinopteri; Mugiliformes; Mugilidae
Gene: mia
Product: MIA SH3 domain containing
Exons: 4
Coding region: 151-537 (128 amino acids)
Biological process (GO): extracellular matrix organization
Molecular function (GO): protein binding
Source: RefSeq, a predicted model, not a curated record